UGCGGUCGCCGUGCCCUGCCUCGAGCAGCACUGAGCUCCUCCGCCACAGCUCGAGCAGCGGUUCAGUCUGGAUCCUCCGCGUACAGCCUACAACAAUCACUCACAAUUGCAGGAGCCCCCUUUUCUUCUUUUGGAAGAUAAUUCUUCACCAUGGGCGACAAAAAGAGCCCUACCAGGCCAAAAAGACAAGCAAAACCGAGUGCCGACGACGGCUAUUGGGACUGUAGCGUCUGCACCUUCAAGAACACCGCCGAGGCUUUCAAAUGCAGCAUCUGCGAUGUGAGGAAGGGCACAUCCACAAGGAAACCCAGGAUCAACUCUCAGCUGGUGGCCCAGCAGGUGGCGCAGCAGUACCCCAUGCCCCCGCCGGCCAAGAAGGAGCGACGGGAGCGCAGCGACCGCUCGGACAAGGACCGCCCCGACGGGGACGGGGAGCGGGCCGACGGCGAGGGCCCCGGCGAGGGCCCCGGCGACAUGGAGGGCCAGCACCCGGGAGCGGAGGGCCGACCAUACGGCGAGGGCCGCCCGGAGGCUGAGCGCCCGGAGCGGGUAGUCCCCAGGCCCGAGGCCGAGACCCCCGAGAAGGACACGGACAAGGAAAAGGAGACGGGCAAAGACAAGGAGAAGGAGAAGGAGAAGGGCAAGGAGAAGGGAGACAAGGACAAGGAGAGUCCGCCCGCCAUCAAGGACAAGCCGGACCGGGAGAAGGACAUCAGCCUGGCCGUCACCAAGAAGCCCGGCAGCAAAAAGAACAGACCCAAGACAGACCACCAGAGCCCACCCAGCGACAAACACAGCAUACAGUCUGGGAAGUCUGCAACCAAGACCAACAAGACCAAGACAAGUUCCCACAUCUCCAGGCCCAAGCUGAAGAACGUGGACCGGAGUACCGCCCAGCAGCUGGCCAUCACCGUGGGCAACGUGACGGUGAUCAUCACAGACUUUAAGGAGAAGACGCGCUCGUCCUCCACGUCCUCGUCCACCGUCACGUCGUCCAGCGCCGCCUCCGAACACCUGCACCAGAGCUCCGGCUCCGAAUGCAUGGACAAGGGCUCGUCCCGCGCCUCCACCCCCAAGGGGGACCUCUCCGUGGGGCACGACGAGUCGUUCUAAAGGUGGGGGGGACGCUCCACCUUUAGAACGGACAGAGGGCGGCACCGGAGGGGUGGUCCCGACUCCCCGACGUCCUCUAUCCACUUUGACCGUCGACUCCCCCUCCCCUCUCCUCCACCUCCCACACCUCCCCUCCACUUUGGAUCCCUAGAGCCCCCCCCCCCCCCCCCCUGGGGUGGACUGACGGGAACCCGCCGGAUGGAGAUGUUACCAUGGCGGCAAUGGAGAAGCCAUCAGCCUGCUCUGAAGCGAGCGAGUGGAUUUCAACCCUCCCACCCCCCCCGUGAGCCGAGUCGUCCCAGGGCGAGCCCCUCCCCCCCCCCCCCCCCCGUGGUAGCAUCCAGACGCUUGUAUGUAUUAUUUUUUAUCCGUACGUGGAUGUGAGGCCAUUUCGACUCUUUUUCGUCUUUAUUUCAUUUUGUAAAGAAGAAUUCUCCACUGUGCACAAUAACCAUCAUUAAUAACUUUUAAUAUCAUGAUAUCCCUUAUUUAUUACCUGUUGCACCUGUAUACUAUUUUAUUUUCUAUUUAGUUUUUUGUCGUUGAAGCUUUGCUGUGUAGUUCUGCCAAUCGAUAGCUCCCCCCUCCCCCUAAGUGUUUUCUUUUUUUCUUUUUGUUUAAAGAUGUACAAUCCUCAAUAAUCUGUCACAUACGCACACACACACACACGCACUCGGACAGACACACACUCACACACCCCACUGGUGCUAGAUACACUGUGAAGCGUUUUUUCUUUAUCUCCAGACCUGGGCUCAGGGUCCGACCACGCAGGACCCCCUUCUACUCUUUCCAUACCUCUCCCUCUACCACGGCUGACCUUUGACCCUGGCUGUUACCUCUGGGCAGGCACACGCAGGGAUAUUUAUAGUUCAACCUUGAGUCAGAUGGCUCAACACCAGUUCAACGACCCCAUUUAAAGAUUUUAGUUUUGAGCUACUUAAUCUGGGGUUCUUUCGCUAAGGGAGUACUCCUCCCCUCCUCCUCCUCUUCCUCGCCCUUCUCCCUCCUCCCCCACCUAGCGUGGGCUAGUAUGUACGUGGGGGUUAACACUACAGGCUGUUGACGGGCUCUGCCUUCCAUGGAUACUCAGAGUGAGCUGUGAAGGCCCGGCCUUGGCCUUUCUGAAAGCCCGGCUCCCUCCUGGUGGUGCGAGUGUGUAAGGGGAAGGCGGAUGCGGGCCGGUCCCCGCUGGUACAGCCCUGCUCUAGACCUGCGAUGAGCCUCUUGUUCUAGAGGUGUUGUAGGGUUGCAGCUGUAACGCACAUCCAUGGCUGCAGUGGUCAGCAUAGAGCCACCACCCACUCUGACACCUGCGAGUAGGCCUGCUUUUUAACUUUCUUCUCAAGAGCAAAGAACUGAUAGCCAAUGAGGUUUUGUUAAUUUGCUUAUCAUCCUUAUUGAUUUUUAUUUAAGACUCCAUUAUGUGAUUUGAAGGCCAUACGUUCGACUCCAUAGACGCGCGGCGCUCUUUGAAUCGAUCGAAGCGAGAGGUAUUGAUUAAGGGUUUUAGAUCUCCUUCUCGAUGCUAGACCAACAUUUCCUUUUAAACUGUAUGAAAUUGUAAAAAGAAUAAAUGUGUAUAUGAUAUCUUAGUUUUAUUUAUUGAAGGACCAAAGGAAUUUCACGAUGAACUAAUGCAUAGACGGAUGAAUCAGUAAACAGUUUGAGAUGCAAUUAUCAGAUGUGUGCAACGGAUACGCAGUUUAAAAUAAAGUUUAAUAUAAUCCACGCAAACUGUGUUCUUAUUGUUCACUCCCCCCUCUGCGUCAGAGCUAGCCAGCGAGUGGACAAGCACUACCAGAACACAGCCCAUCCCCCUCCCGCUCUCUCUUUCUCUUUUGCUCUCCCUCAUCUCACCCUCGAACCCAUUGCCACAGCCAGCAUAAGAUCCUAAAACCAUGACGCCCCCUCUCCCUCUUUAAGUGGCCCAGCUGCCCUUUCAGACAAACUGCUGGUAGGGUUAAAGCAGACACCGGCUCCCCCAGAGUCGCCCCUUUUGCUCCCCCAUGCCCCUCUGGUGCUUGACAUUGUGCAUGUGAGCGGAACAAGUAGUGGCGGUGGUGAUCAUAAGCGUGUCUGUGUAAGCAAUGGUUUUUACGUGCUAUGUUGUUAAUUGAUUUACGUUCUAUUUACCUAUGGUCAAUAUGUAAUUAUGUAUGUUUUGUUGCAUACUAGGAUACAGCAGGCUUUCUGAGCCAUGAGUUCAGUGGAAACCUUGUACACACUGGGACACACAGGCUCAGAAUGUGAGGGAAUAUAUUUGUCCGAUUUGUUUUGCGUUACCCUGCUUUGUAUUGCAAUCCUAUUUAAAAUGGGCCAGAGAAGCCAUCUUUUCACCUGCCUUAUCUGCAACCGCGUUCACCUGACUGUCCGAGAAGGGUUUGUUUUGUUAAAUUAUUGACAAAUGGCCAUUUGCGGAGUAUAUACGAAAACUGCAAAUGUUGUAAAUAGAAUUUAAAAUGGUCGAAAAGGUCCAACACUAUGAAAAACGGCGACGAAGCUAAACAGUCUUGUUUGUUUCCCCCUCCCCGAUAACCCUCCCUUUUUCCUUCCGCGCAAGCAGUUCUGUUCUUGUGUGCGACCAGUAACCUUAAUUUACUGUGUAAAGAUGGUUACAUUUUUUAGCUUUCUUUGUCAGAGACCCAAAUAUACGAUGCUCGUUUACUGACUGUAUAACCUUGACCGUGAAUUUCCAAUUAAGUGUACUAUAUGGACUCUUCUCACUUUCCUCCUAUAACAAUGUCUUGUACAAUGCUUUAAACAGUUAUUGCUUGGUAAAAAAAAAAUAUGAAUUAAAAAUGUACAUUGAGGGACAGUAUAAUAAUCCAUUCUUUGUUUACUCCUGUUUUGGUUCCUGUUUUGUUCUGUUUUCGCUGUAACUUUCUAGAUGAUAAUGUGUCAUUGUUUCCCCUUGUUGACAUGGUCACAUUAUGUUUGGGAACAUGUGGGAAUGUAUGAAUCCUUUUCAGCUCAUCACUGCUCCUGGUCAGGCUUAUGAUGUUGAAUUACUACACGUUUCCUUUUGGCAUGUGCACGAAGUUGCGCUUCUAGGCUAAUCUUUAUCAUUUCCCCCCCAACCCCUGCCCCCAUUUCCGCUUCAAAUAGAAAUGUCUAUUUAUGAAUUUUGCUUGUAGUUUUUCACAAAUAAAAUUGUUAAAGUUAUCUA
Molecule: messenger RNA, 4279 nt
Organism: Gadus morhua (Atlantic cod)
Lineage: Eukaryota; Metazoa; Chordata; Actinopteri; Gadiformes; Gadidae
Gene: rybpb
Product: RING1 and YY1 binding protein b
Exons: 5
Coding region: 151-1113 (320 amino acids)
Biological process (GO): positive regulation of DNA-templated transcription
Cellular component (GO): nucleus
Molecular function (GO): DNA binding; transcription coregulator activity
Source: RefSeq, a predicted model, not a curated record